UCAUUUGUUCCGAGCAACCUCAAGUCAUUUACCUUCAAUGAACUAAAAAAUGCAACUAGGAACUUCCGAGCUGAUAGUCUUCUUGGCGAAGGAGGUUUUGGUUACGUCUUCAAAGGAUGGAUAGAUGAGACUACAUUUGCUCCUUGCAAACCAGGAAGUGGUAUGGUUGUAGCUGUCAAGAAACUUAAGCCCGAAAGCUUCCAAGGGCAUAGAGAAUGGCUUGCAGAGGUUAACUACUUAGGGCUGCUUCAACAUGAAAAUCUAGUAAGGUUAAUUGGAUAUUGCGCGGAGUUUGAUAACAGACUUCUUGUUUAUGAAGUCAUGUCAAAAGGAAGUUUGGAAAAUCAUUUAUUCAAAAAGGGAGUUCAGAUUAUACCUUGGGCUACACGAAUGUGUAUUGCAGUAGAUGUUGCACGAGGCUUGUCCUUCUUACACGGUCUUGAAGCAAAUGUCAUUUACCGCGAUCUCAAGGCUUCAAACAUACUACUUGAUUCAGAUUUCAAUGCCAAGCUAUCGGAUUUUGGUCUGGCAAGAGACGGUCCUAGUGGAGACAGAACUCACGUCUCGACUAGAAUUGUUGGUACUACCGGUUAUGCUGCACCAGAAUAUCUUGCAUCAGGUCACUUGACACCAAAGAAUGAUGUUUACAGUUUUGGAGUUGUUCUACUAGAGUUGCUAUCCGGAAAACGAGCAACGGGUGAUGAAAAUGCAGGAGGUGCUGAUGAGAAAUUGGUGGAAUGGGCAAAACCAUUCCUUAGUGAUAGUAGGAGAGUGUUGAGAAUAAUGGACACAAGGUUGGGAGGACAAUACUCAAAGAAAGGUGCACAAACUGCAGCUUCCCUUGUCCUGAGGUGCCUCGACGUCGAUCCGAGACUUAGGCCAACAAUGGAUGAGGUUCUAGCUACACUAGAACUUGUACAAGCACCAAAAGAUGUCAUGAAGAGUUCACAACAGAUUAAACAAAGCAAAUGACAAGUCAGUCUCAAGAGAAAUGUCUAUCAUGUAAAUAGUAAUAGAUAAAGGUGCAAGGUCCCAGAGGCGGAAUCAGGAUUUUUGAAUAUCACUUAGUUCGAAUGUCUAAAUCAAAUAUCGUGACAAUUUUUUA
Messenger RNA from Solanum pennellii, 1105 nucleotides. RefSeq names its product probable serine/threonine-protein kinase PBL18. Gene Ontology annotation, molecular function: protein kinase activity; ATP binding. The record is from RefSeq and is a predicted model, not a curated record. Gene Ontology annotation, biological process: protein phosphorylation. NCBI's taxonomy places the organism in Eukaryota, Viridiplantae, Streptophyta, Magnoliopsida, Solanales, Solanaceae. The transcript has 5 exons. Bases 163 to 972 code for a protein of 269 amino acids.